Messenger RNA from Megalops cyprinoides (Indo-Pacific tarpon), 4955 nucleotides. It is a transcript of the gene rasa3, whose product is annotated as RAS p21 protein activator 3. Gene Ontology annotation, biological process: intracellular signal transduction; negative regulation of Ras protein signal transduction; regulation of GTPase activity. Bases 175 to 2688 code for a protein of 837 amino acids. The transcript is spliced from 24 exons. Gene Ontology annotation, molecular function: GTPase activator activity. NCBI's taxonomy places the organism in Eukaryota, Metazoa, Chordata, Actinopteri, Elopiformes, Megalopidae. The record is from RefSeq and is a predicted model, not a curated record.
UGGCAAAUGAUCGGAGAGUUUGAGCAGGCAGUCUUUGCGGUGGGGUACGUGUGCGCAUUUCUGGACAAGUAACUAACUAUCCACCCUGGUGUAGAGUUGCGCUGGCAAGAAAGUGAAUACAGUGGAGGAGCCUCUACGUCCACCACCAAAAAGGGGAAAAUUGGGGCUGUGAGCAUGGCGGUCGAAGAGGAAGGACUUCGAGUUUUUCAGAGCGUCAAAAUAAAAAUAGGUGAAGCAAAAAACAUCCCUCCAUAUCCUGGACCCAACAAAAUGAGGGACUGUUACUGCACCGUCAACCUGGACCAGGAGGAGGUGUUCCGGACCAAGAUCAUCGAGAAGUCCCUGAGCCCCUUCUAUGGAGAAGACUUUUACUGUGAAAUCCCUCGGAGUUUCCGUCACCUCUCCUUCUACCUCUUUGACAGGGACGUCUUCAGGAGGGACUCCAGUAUUGGUAAGGUGGCUGUGAAAAAGGAGGAUCUGCAGAAGUACCAUGGUAAAGACACCUGGUUCCAGCUGCAGCCCGUCAGUGCCGAUUCAGAAGUGCAGGGGAAGGUCCACCUGGAGCUACGUCUGAGUGAGGUCAUCACAGACAGCGGUGCCAUCUGCCACAAGCUGGCCACACGUGUGUUGGAGUGCCAAGGCUUGCCCAUUGUCAAUGGACAGUGUGACCCGUACGCCGCUGUUUCCCUGCUUGGGCCAUCCAGGUCAGAGGCCAAGAAGACCAAAGUGAAGAGGAAAACCAACAACCCCCAGUUUGAGGAGGUCUUCUAUUUUGAGGUGACAAGGCCGCUCAGCUACACCAAACGGCAGUUUGAUGUUGAGGAGGAGGAUGUGGACAAGUUGGCACUCAGGGUGGACCUGUGGAACGCGAGCAACCUGAAGUUUGGGGAUGAGUUCCUGGGAGAAGUGCGCAUCCCGCUGAAGGUGCUGGGCCAGUCAGGCUUCCACGAUGCAUGGUACUUCCUGCAGCCCAGGGAUAACGGCAGUAAGUCGGUGAAGCCAGACGAGCUGGGCUCACUGCGCCUCAACAUUGUUUACACCGAGGACCACGUCUUCCCCUCUGAGUACUACAGCCCCCUACGAGACCUGCUGCUCCGCUCUGCCAGCGUGGAGCCCGUCUCGGCGUCCGCUGCGCACAUCCUCGGAGAGGUGUGCCGAGAGAAGCAGGAGGCCGCCAUCCCGCUGGUCCGACUCUUCCUGCACUACGGGAAGAUCGUGCCUUUCCUCAGCGCCAUCGCCAACGCGGAGGUCAACAGGACACAGGACCCCAACACCAUUUUCCGGGGGAACUCGUUGACAUCCAAAUGCAUCGAUGAGACCAUGAAGCUGGCAGGGAUGCAUUACCUGCAGGUCACACUCAAGCCCAUCAUAGAUGAGAUCUGCACCGACCACAAACCCUGUGAGAUCGACCCUGUGAAGCUGAAGGAGUCAGAGAAUCUGGAGACCAACAGGGAGAACCUGCGGCACUACGUGGACCGAAUCUUCAAUGUCAUCACCAAGUCCGGCGUUAGCUGCCCCACCGUCAUGUGUGACAUCUUUUUCUCCCUGAGGGAGUCGGCUGCUACACGUUUCCAAGUGGAUCAGGAUGUCAGGUACACUGCUGUCAGCAGCUUCAUCUUCCUGCGAUUCUUCGCCCCGGCAAUCCUGUCGCCAAACCUUUUCCAGCUGCGGCCACACCACCCGGAUCCCUGCACCUCCCGUACCUUGACCCUCAUCUCCAAGACCAUACAGACCCUUGGAAGUCUCGCCAAGUCCAAAUCUGCCAGUUUUAAGGAGUCGUACAUGGCAGCGUUCUACGACUAUUUCAACGAGCAGAAAUAUGCAGAUGCAGUGAAAAAUUUUCUGGACUUGAUCUCAUCGUCUGGGAGGUGGGACCAGAAGAGCAUUGAGACGCCAAUCAUGCUGAAAGAGGGAUUCAUGAUCAAAAGAGCUCAGGGGAGGAAUCGUUUUGGUCGGAAGAACUUCAAGAAAAGAUGGUUCCGCCUCACCAACCAUGAGUUUACCUAUCAUAAAACCAAAGGUAACUCAAAAGGUGAUGCUGCUCUCUGCAGUAUCCCUAUAGAGAACAUCCUGGCAGUGGAGAGACUGGAAGAGGAAUCCUUCAAGAUGAAGAAUAUGUUCCAGGUCAUCCAGCCAGAGAGGGUGCUGUACAUCCAGGCCAACAACUGCGUGGAGGCACGAGACUGGAUCGACAUCCUCACCAAAGUCAGCCAGUGCAACCGCAAGCGCUUAAGCACUUACCACCCCUCUGCCUACCUCAACGGCCACUGGCUGUGCUGCAAGAUGUCAGCCGACACCGCCCCCGGGUGCACACCCUGCACAGGUGGCCUGCCUGCUAACAUCCAGCUGGAUGUGGAUGGAGACAGGGAAACAGAGAGGAUCUACUCCCUGUUCAGCACCUAUAUGCCCAAACUGGUGAAGAUGCAAGAGGCAUGUGGCAGUAAGUCAGUGUAUGACGGGCCGGAGGAAGAGGAGUACUCCAGCUUCAUCAUCGACGACCCGCAGGAGACUUACAAGACGCUGAAGUCAAUCGUCUCAGCCGUUCACACUCUGGAGCAGGAGCAUGCUCAGUACAAACGGGACAAGUUUAAGAAGACCAAAUACGGCAGCCAGGAACAUCCAAUUGGAGACAAGGGCUUCCAGUGCUACAUUCCCCAGCAGUCAGAGAGCUCGACAUACUCCAUCUGACCACACCCACUGUUGCCAUGGCACCCCCAGGCCUACAAUGCUGCAAGGAAGGUGCCAUGAUGGUUUUCCAGAAGAAGGGAAUUUAUGUAGCAGACUGACAGUUAAGCCCUUCAACGUGAAGUGAAAGUGGACAGAAAAGAAAAAAAAAAUUCAAGCUAACAAGUUCUCCUGUAUGACAUACUAAAAGACAGGUUUUUUCAUGUGACAGUGGUUUUGCACUUUAAUCGUCCUGAACUUUGGAUGAUGUAACUCUGCCUCGUGUCACAUUUUAAAUGUGGUUUUAUUAUGAUUUUUUAAUCCAUUUUGAGGAUCAGUUAAAUGAUCUCUUAAAAAUGUCUUUUAUGGAAACUUUUUUAAAUGUUAAUAUUUCCACCGUAUUUCAAGUCUCGGUGACUAAACUCCAGUUCCACAGAGACAAUGUGUUAUUCACCAGGUGUUUCAGUAAGAGACAGAUGCUGUUUUUGAGAAAGUAUGUUUUUCACCAAGAGGUGAAUGCCUACCUUCAGCAUGUGUCUGUGAGAUCCUGGUAAUUUUUACAGAAUCAAAUACAAAUUAUACCCCUAUUUGCACUCCCAUCGAUUGGUUUGUUAUACAUUUGAAUUAAAAUUUAAACUAACUAAAUAAAUAAAAACUGGAGUUGUAAGCUCCAGAGUAGGACUCGCCUAUUUGUAAUCAAACAGGUGAUGUCUUGCAAGCCUCUGGAACCAACUUCCAGUUCCACAGACAUUUCUUGUGUUCAUGAGGAUAAAGUCUAUGCAUGACCUACACAGAUCCACUGUUCCUUGUGUUAGUUUAAUGGACUGAAAGCAAAUGAGAGAAGAAUAGUGAAUUGCUUUGGUCUUGUGCAAAACUGAUCCACAUGAAUGCAAUUCACGGUGUGUUCAUCAGAUGUUAAGACAUGAACACCGUUUUGCAGCAAUCAUUGGAUAACCUCCUGCAGGCAAAAUGACUUCUUUGUUACAGCAUUUUAUGCCUGUCAUCCUGCAGAAAAACGUCUUGUAACCCUUGUGAUCAUUCCUCAAACCAAUUCUGCUGUGAAAAGUUUUGGUCAAUCCCAGUGGCCUAACAAAGGUACAGAGUGCACAGAUGAGUGCCACAUCACAUUCAGCAUUGUGGGAAAUGUAGUACGUUGUGGUUAUGUUGCUGAAAUGGGCUGAAAUGUCCCUGGUAAUUCCAGCCAUGAUGCUGCCUCUGACAGAGAGGGAUGUGAAACCACUGUAAAAAAAAAAAAUACUGCCCCUUGAAAAACAGCCAGAGAGACAAGAAACUGUGGUGUAUGCUGAAGAACCUGCCCUGUACAUUCUAUGGCAACAUAUUGUAUCUGACACUGUAAGAUACAUCAAGGCUUUGUCUGCACCUCUUAUCCUUGGUCUUUUGUAUUUACAGGGUGACAUAUUCCAGAUACUUUUCUACGCCAUUGUUUCUAUACUUUUAAACCCUAACUAUCUUCACUGUGGGCUUUCUUUAUUUUGCAACAUGAAAAUAUGUUGUUUAUCUUUGUCUUACUGCAUGAAAUCAUCAUUGUGAAAAAAAUGUGAGAUAGUGGUCAGAGAAAUCACUGAGUGUAUGUGCGUGUGUGAGAGAAUGAGCAAAUGUCAAUUAAUGAGCGUGUGAGUGUCGCUGCGCUUGUGAAUGAGUGUGUUGCCCAUAGAAUCAUUUCAGUGUUUUAAUGGCGAAAGUGGGCUGUGGCUAAAAUGUACCUCUGGAUUAAGGGCAGGACAGUUUCUCCCAUGAAAUACAGCUGUACAGGGGGAGGAGUCCCAGUGAACAACGCUCUCUGUGUGUGCCACAGCAAUGUUAACCGGCUGCUGCAACAUCACAGCAACAUUAUGAGAACGUUACAUUUUAGGUUGGGUGGUGUCUCAUGCUUUUCAGAGUAUGCCCUGCACACAACAUUCUCUUUGCAUUUUCACAAUAUUCCUGUGAGGUUGUAAUAGCUGUUUGUUGUGUUAAUCUAUGAAGACAGUCUGUGAGAAGUGGCAAGAAUGUGCUCUCUGUGCUCAACCAGUUUUCCUUUUGAGGACCCUAUACUAAGCCAUGCAUUUAAAUUUGUGAAACUGUAGACCUCCUUCUUCAGACGCACACUGUAAAUUAUGCAAUAAUAAUCUUCAACUAUUAAUGUUUCAGAUGUGCAACUCAUUAAAUUGCCUGAAACCAGUUAGUGAUCACACACCGGAUGUGAUCAGCUGAUUAGACUCCUGACCACCUCCUCAAAGGGAAAACCCCUCCAGAAGUGAUAAACCAUGUAUUUUAUAUAUCAAAAGUAU